Aphanomyces invadans is the source of this 529-nucleotide messenger RNA. RefSeq lists its product as hypothetical. The record is from RefSeq and is a predicted model, not a curated record. Gene Ontology annotation, cellular component: membrane; intracellular membrane-bounded organelle. Lineage: Eukaryota; Oomycota; Saprolegniomycetes; Saprolegniales; Verrucalvaceae. Bases 17 to 445 code for a protein of 142 amino acids. Gene Ontology annotation, molecular function: heme binding. The transcript has a single exon.
GGCAUAAUCUCAAACGAUGGCGAGCGAGCUCAAGGUGUACACGGAAGCCGACGUCGCGGCCCACAAGACGGCAGACGACUGCUGGAUCAUCCUUGGCGAGGAUGGCUCCAAGAAGGUGUACGAUAUCACCAAGUACCUGGACGACCACCCCGGCGGUCCUGAGAUCGUGCUUGACGUGGCUGGCAAGGAUGCCAAUGAAGAGUUCGAAGACAUCGGGCAUUCGUUGGACGCGCGCAAGGUGUUGGAGAAGUACUUGAUUGGUACGUUGAAGGAAAGCGAAGAGAAGAAGAAGAAGGCCGCGAAGAAGAAGGCGGAGAAGGCGUCGCCGAGCAGCGGUGGCGGCAACAACGUCCUCAUGGUCGUGUCUGUGUUGGCCGUUGUUGCUGCGUUGUACUACCAGUACGUUUUGGCUCCCGCCAAGUCGGCGGCGAAGGGCGGCAAUUAAAUUUCAACUAGACGUGCCAAUAACUUACUUUCCCAUAGCAUGCAUUCUCACCCGUGCGAUGGUGUGCCAUGGCAUCCUGUUCCU